Molecule: messenger RNA, 1042 nt
Organism: Chelmon rostratus (copperband butterflyfish)
Lineage: Eukaryota; Metazoa; Chordata; Actinopteri; Chaetodontiformes; Chaetodontidae
Gene: ppifa
Product: peptidylprolyl isomerase Fa
Exons: 6
Coding region: 40-612 (190 amino acids)
Biological process (GO): protein folding; protein peptidyl-prolyl isomerization
Molecular function (GO): peptidyl-prolyl cis-trans isomerase activity
Source: RefSeq, a predicted model, not a curated record
GGCACACAUGGCCUGCGGGUCCCCCUCGUCCUGUCAACUAUGUUACAAAUAAAAAACCGCAUGAGAUACAGCUCGCUGGGCAUCGCCGGUGCGAAGCUGCUUUCCUCCGGUCCAUCCAAGAACCCUGUCGUGUUUCUGGACAUCGAGGCCGACAGCGAGCCGCUCGGAAGAAUAAUUAUUGAGUUGAAUGCAGAUGUCGUGCCAAAGACUGCAGAAAACUUCAAAGCACUGUGCACUGGGGAACAUGGCUUUGGAUACAAGGGAUCUGUGUUUCACAGGAUCAUACCUGAGUUUAUGUGUCAGGGAGGAGAUUUCACCAAGCACAACGGCACAGGAGGGAAAUCUAUAUAUGGGAAAACAUUCAAAGAUGAAAACUUUAAAUUAAAACACACCGGUCCAGGAACACUUUCAAUGGCAAAUUCGGGGCCAAACACCAACGGCUCUCAGUUCUUCAUCAGCACAAUUAAAACUGAAUGGCUUGAUGGUAAACACGUGGUGUUCGGGCAGGUGAAGGAAGGUAUGGACGUGGUUACCAAGAUGGAGUCCUUUGGUUUACAUGACGGUGGUGUGAUCAAAAAAAUUGUCAUCACUGACUGUGGGGAGAUCAAAUAACACUUAAGUUCUCACGUGGACUUCUGUUGGGUGACUCAGUAUGCAACUAAUCACUCUUUUAUCUUUCAUCCUGUAUUCAUGAUACUUUGAAGGAGGAACUGUCACAGGUGAUUCUGUUCUUCCCUAAAAUCUGAUAUUUUCACUGUUCAUUAUGUUGUUCAGAGAUCUAUAUAUUUAUCAUUUCAUGCUCAAAAUGAGGUAUGAUGUUUAUAUUGUGUAUUUCCUUCUAAAUAAUACUAAUAAUGCAAAGACUGGCAGUAACACUGGUGCAUUUUUAUCUAAGUUGUUACAGAUUUCUUGCUUUUCCAAGGUUUAACUUGGCCCAUCUACUUUGUGUACACAUCCUAAGUCAUCCAAUAUGUGAAAUGUUCUUAUUGCGCAAUUACUCUACAUUUACUGCCAAAUAAAUGACCACUUUCAGAUUUUACUA